AUGCUUCGAAUCAAACAAGAUCCAGAAACAUCAUUUCUUACGCAAGAACAAGUUUUCGUACCGUUAAAACGAGUAAAUGUGGAAGUAACAAUUCCUUCAUUUGCUGCCGAUGUAAUUAUAACACAAGUAUUUCGUAAUGAUGAAAAGCAACCAAUCGAAGCUGUCUAUUGUUUUCCAAUUGAAGAACAAGCAGCUAUUUAUUCUUUUACAGCUCGUAUUGACGAUCGCGAAAUUGUCGCUCAAUUGAAAGAAAAAAAAGAAGCACAACAAGAAUAUGAUAAUGCUUUACAACAAGGACAUGGAGCUUAUUUAUUAGAGCAAGAUGAAAAUGCUCAAGACAAUUUUAUUAUUAAUGUCGGUGCUUUACUUCCAUCAAAAGAAUGUACUAUUACUAUUGCUUAUGUUACUGAAUUAGAUUUUGUACAAGGUUCAACAAUUCGAUUUGUAGUUCCAACAACUAUUGCACCUCGUUACAAUCUUGACAAAGGUAGUAUUGCAUCACCUGCAGAUACUCAUUCAAAAUAUGUUCAAUCAACUCCUUAUACAAUUGAAUUUCGUUGUCGUAUCGAUAAGAUCGCCAGAUCUCAACAAGAAUAUAUUGCUCAUCGAGAUAUUCUAAUUAAUAUCGAAUUGACUGAUAAACGAGUUAAUACAAUUGUUGCUGUUGAACCUAGUGCUGUUAUGGCUGCAUUUACGCCUACUGAAAAAGAUUGUCGUCAAUGA
Messenger RNA from Rotaria sp. Silwood2, 723 nucleotides. Lineage: Eukaryota; Metazoa; Rotifera; Eurotatoria; Philodinida; Philodinidae. The record is from the annotation of a GenBank genome assembly.